CAGAUAGUGGCGACCUGGUUUGCCCUCCAUGACUUUGCUUUUCGCUCGAGGUCAGCCAUACCUGUCUCUUGCUGUUUGGCUGUAGGUAUUUCUUUUUCCCUCUUGAUAUAAGUAUAUUCCUUUUUCCAGCAGCGAAACUUUGCAAAUGCAGUGCAACUCUAAGAAAUACUCCGAAGCCUAUCUUGACAGGAAGAAAGCCUGACUCCACCUCCACCAACAUUUGCAGCGCGCUCACACAUGGCAUCCCAUGCAACCGGAGUGCUCCCCGAGGGGGUAGAAGCCCGAAAAGCAACAGAGACCAAGAGGGGAAGAAAGGAAUGGCACGCAUGCACUCAGAAAGAGGGACAUGGAGGGAGAAAGCAAAAGAAAAAGAAACGAGAAAUUCAAGUCACCUUGCACAGUCCGGACGCACGCAAGGCAGAACAGUGGUGCUUCUCCUUCCCAUGUUGAAACGUCAAGGGGAUACGUCCAGCAGACAGGCACUCGCAUACACGAAAGUCUAUAAGCUGGAUGUCGAUGUCGAUGGACCAUCGACAAUUAUAGACAAAAAAAAGUUGCCUGGAAUCAAAUCCUUCAGAGUGAAGGGACCAGCUCUCGCUCAUCUAUCUUCGGUUUGCAUGCGCUCAACCUGUCAUUGAAAAUUUUGUUUACGGCGUACACCGAUAUAUGUGUGUACGGAGCGCAUGCGUAUAAUUUGAUAUACAUAUAAAACAAUCGGCCAUCAAAAGUGUAAGGAGUGGUCGCUCACUCAUAAUUAUGCCAAGGACCAACAAUGAGAAAGAACACCAACAUCUAUCCCUGCUAGGGCCCAUCGUCGGUUGUACGGAGGACGGCGCGAGCCCCCUCUCCUGUCCAAUGACAAGGGAGAGAACGCACAAAAGAAAUGGAUGCUUGAUCGGGUCAUCUCUCCGUUAAUCAACCUGCGAGUGACUAUCAGAAGCGCAUACUUUGAAGCCAAACGGCAGCAAAGUCCGAUCAGAGGUUAAGAUUAACUCGGAGAAAAAACACGAUAAUGGAUGUGUCCUCCGUUCUCUGUUGCAGUGCGACUUGGAGAUUCGCUCCUUUUCCCAAGGAGCACAUUGUUCAAUAAUAACGAAUUCACUCCAUCAGGUCAGCAAGUCAAAGCUCGAAGAAAAGAUGCAUGAACCUCCUUGCUUCUUUUCUUUUUCAACGCCAGGGCGGGUUGUCUGGUAUCUUUACUUGAGCAGUCGUCCACAUCGGAUCUCGACCAAAAGUGUUAUAAGUGCAGGCUGGUAUAAGUGAAAGCUGGUUGGCUGCUAUGGACGCACGCAGGUGGACCGAACAUCAAUUAGAUAUUAUUCAAGCCCAUGGGCUUAUCCACCACUCCACCUGUACGUCCAAGCAUACUCUGUGUGCGACGCAAGAUAAACGCACGAUAACGUUCCAUAUUAUUUUUUAUCGAUAUUUUAUCUGUCUAGGUAAGUUACGCUUCUUUUUUUUUUUGUCGUAAACAGCUUCCACUCUUGGACGGUUCUAAGCCUUUGAAGGAAAUUGCUUAUUGUCCUGGCUGAUGUUAUGGCCGCAAUUCCAAAAUAUAUGUGGACGGAAGUGUGCAACAAGUCAAUCGACAAUCCCUUGGCCUAGUUAUUCCUUGCCAGCUCCUAUUAUCUCUCCUUUUGAGGAAUUUCCACCGUCAAGACAAGCGAUGGUGGUUCUGGGGACUGAGAGAUUUACCGACGUUGCUGGAAUAACUUUAUCUUCAAGCUCUGGGCCCCUCCGCAUACGGAGUAGUAUAAGUUAUAUGCAUAAUCUACUAGUUAUGGAUAUGGAUCCCUUGCGUAUAGCAUGUGUUUAUAUUUACAUGCAUCUCGCAGAACGGAACUUGUCCUCAACCCAGGAGACACUUCGCCGAAGCGAGCGUCCUGUGUCACGAAAUCGACCUGCUUGCAGCAUUUACAAUGAAUCUUCCUAGUCCUCUGAGCACCGCUUCGAAAAGAGACGCCCAAGGCAUGAGCAAAACACCUUCAAUAGUGGAAAGAAAGGAGCGUCCAUGUAGGCGACAAAUAAAAGUAGAAAAAAAAAAAAAAAAUGGCGCAUGCGGUCAACUUUUGCUUGAGAAUAUAUUCCACAAAGUCUCCAUGGGUGGAUCGGACAAGCUUACGACAGCCUAAUUUCCUGAGUUGCAGGGGGAUGGGUCCCUGUUCAACGAUGCCAAACUCCUAUUUUUGCUUCAUUAUUCACACCACCUGAAUGAACUGGAUGGUAAAUUAAGGGUUACGCUAAAGAGGAAGGGAAACAAAAUACCACGUUGGCUACGACCUCGAUGGGGGAGGGCCUCCUUACUUAGGAGCAACCCCUUAGAUAACUGUGCUUAAUAUUUUAUCGUUAAGGUUGGGGACAGUCGCCGGUUAGGUAAAUCCUCUCCUAGGUAUUUUAUUUUAUGUAUUUGAAGCAUUUCCUGCGCUGUUCAAACCCAGCCAAAACCCAACGCCUUUUCU
Messenger RNA from Trichophyton rubrum CBS 118892, 2459 nucleotides. RefSeq lists its product as uncharacterized. Lineage: Eukaryota; Fungi; Ascomycota; Eurotiomycetes; Onygenales; Arthrodermataceae. The coding region runs from base 1532 to 1933 and encodes 133 amino acids. The record is from RefSeq and is a predicted model, not a curated record. The transcript has a single exon.